CCAAAACCCGCCCAACCCGUCCGCCUCGCUCGCCCGGCAAUCCCCUCCCAAUAAACAAUACAAUAAUGAAGCCGCCGGCGCGGCGGCCGCUGCUGGGCGUGCUGGCGGCGGCGGCGGCGCUCUCCUGCCUGCUCCUCCUCGCCCCGCCGCCCCGCCUCUUCCCCUCCUCCUCCUCUUCCUCCACCCGCGCCCCCACCUCGCCCUACGCGCACCGCCCCAAGCUGCUCUUCCUCCUGGCUGGCCAGUCCAACAUGGCCGGCCGGGGCGCGCCCACCUCCCCCCUCCCCGCCCCCUACCUCCCCCACCCCCGCCUCCUCCGCCUAGCCGCCGACCGCCGCUGGGUCACCGCCUCCCCGCCGCUCCACGCCGACAUCGACACCCACAAGACCUGCGGCCUCGGCCCCGCCAUGCCCUUCGCGCACCGCAUCCUCCUCUCCUCCUCCUCCUCCUCCUCCUCUCCGUCCUCCCUCCCGGCGCCCUCCACCGUCUCCGACCCCGGCGGCGAGGAGGACCGGCUGGUGCUCGGCCUCGUCCCCUGCGCGGUCGGAGGCACCAGGAUCUGGAUGUGGGCGCGGGGCCAGCCGCUCUACGAGGCCGCCGUCGCCAGGGCGCGCGCGGCCGUGGCGGGCGGUGGCGGGGCGCUCGGCGCCGUGCUGUGGUUCCAGGGCGAGAGCGACACCAUCGAGGUCGACGACGCCCGGGCCUACGGAGGCAAGAUGGAGCGCCUCGUCGCCGAUCUCAGGGAAGAUCUCGGCUCGCCCAAUCUGCUCGUCAUCCAGGUUGGUCUUGCAUCAGGGGAGGGGAAUUACACCGACAUCGUAAGGGAUGCUCAGAGAAGUAUCAAUCUUCCCAACGUGAUUCUCGUCGAUGCCAUGGGCCUGCCGCUCAGCGAUGAUCAACUGCACCUCUCCACGGAAGCUCAACUCCGGCUCGGUGAAAUGUUGGCGCAAGCCUAUCUCGAAUUCGAGUCGUCGAGAGAUCCCAAAGCUAUAGAAUCACUGCAUCAAUAACAUUAUCUGAUUUGCUAGGUGUAGAUACCAUUAUUCUUUGGGACAUCCUGUUGUAGAGUGUAGAUGAAUGUACAAACAAGGGAAGAUCUGCCCACAGGCGCACUGUCGCUCACUAUACCGCAAUAACAAACGGAUUCCUGUACAAGUUUAGCUCAAACUGUUGCGCAAGUGAUGUACAUUUGGGAGAAGAGAACAGAGCUCUGUUUGUUGGAACUUGGAAUAAAGCUGAAGAGCAUUUGUGGUGGGAUUC
Molecule: messenger RNA, 1260 nt
Organism: Triticum urartu
Lineage: Eukaryota; Viridiplantae; Streptophyta; Magnoliopsida; Poales; Poaceae
Product: putative carbohydrate esterase At4g34215
Source: RefSeq, a predicted model, not a curated record